Molecule: messenger RNA, 843 nt
Organism: Penaeus monodon (black tiger shrimp)
Lineage: Eukaryota; Metazoa; Arthropoda; Malacostraca; Decapoda; Penaeidae
Product: fumarylacetoacetate hydrolase domain-containing protein 2-like
Exons: 1
Coding region: 1-843 (280 amino acids)
Molecular function (GO): hydro-lyase activity
Source: RefSeq, a predicted model, not a curated record
AUGAGACUAUUGCUAUUUGAUGAUUACAAGCUUGGCGUUUGGACUGGCGAACAGGUGCUAGAUGCCUCGGCUGCGGUUGCGGAUUUGGGCUACCAUUCGCCCCAAGAGAUGAUGCGCAUGAUCAUCGAAGACUGGGCAACGCUUGAGUCACGCAUUCAAGAUGCGGCAGACGCUGCAUCUGGCGUAGCUUUAACCGACGUAACCUGCUGCGCGCCGUUGCCGAGGCCCGGUCAGCUGGUCUGCUUGGCGGGUAACUAUCUUGAGCCGCAGAAGCCGGAACGGGGUGCAUUUAACGCGUUCCUCAAAUCGCCAAAUUCGGUCAUCGGCCACGAAGGAACCGUUACGCUACCGGCCACCGACGCGACCUUCUUCCACUUCGAACCAGAGCUGGCACUGGUUAUCGGCAAGCGAGCAAGCCACCUUUCCGAAGAGGAGGCGCUGGAUCACGUCUUUGGCUAUACCCAGUUUAUGGAUGUUUCGGCACGCGGGCUUCCGGGCGGCUUCUUCUUGGGUAAAUCUUGGCACACGUUUGGGCCAAUGGGACCGCUGCUGGUCACUCGGGAUGAGAUUGCAAAUGCGAAUAAUUUGGAUGUGCGGCUAUGGGUUGAGGAUGAUCUACGCCACGACAUUUCCACAAAGGACAUGGACCGCCACAUUCCAGAACUGCUGGUGGAAGUAACCAAAGUGCUGACGUUAGAGCCGGGCGACGUUGUUUCAACCGGAACCCAUCACUUCGGUCUGAAGCCGGUGCAGGAUGGCGAGGUAAUCCGGCUGGAGAUUGACCAGAUGGGACCAGCACUAGCUGUAAAGUGCGCUGACCCCUCUGGCCGAACGUGGUCGUAA